AUGCCUCGGGCCGGCGGUCCCCGCGCGCCGCGCCCCGCCGCGCUGCCCCGCAGCCUGUCCCGCCUGCGCGAGUGCCCGGGCCGCUCCCGCAUCGUGCUGGCGCUCGGGGCCACGCAGAUGGCGCUCGGAUGCCUCAUCGUGGCGGUGAGCUUCGCCGCGCUGGCGCUCACCACCUCGGCCCGCGUCCGCCACUCCUGUCCCUUCUGGGCUGGCUUCUCGGUGCUGCUGUCAGGACUCAUUGGCGUCGUCUCCUGGAAGAGGCCUCUCUCCCUCGUGAUAACCUUUUUCAUGCUGCUCUCUGCAGUGUGCGUAAUGCUGAAUUUGGCUGGUUCAAUUCUCUCCUGUCAGAAUGCUCAGCUAGUCAACUCCCUAGAAGGCUGUCAGUUGAUUAAGUUUGACAGUGUCGGGGUGUGUGUCUGCUGUGAAAUGCAGCACCAGUCAUCCGGCUGCAGCAACCUUGGGGAGACGCUGAAGCUGAAUCCGCUGCAGGAGGACUGCAACGCCGUGAGGCUGACGUUGAAGGAUCUCCUCUUCAGCGUGUGUGCCCUCAAUGUCCUCUCCACCAUCGUGUGUGCUUUGGCCACAGCCAUGUGCUGCAUGCAGAUGGUCUCUUCUGAUGUCCUGCAGAUGUUCCUUCCACAAAGGGCGCAUUCCGCCAGCCCUGCCUGUGUGACCCCCCACGGCACCGUUCUCCACCAGACCCUGGACUUCGAUGAGUUCAUCCCCCCUCUCCCACCUCCACCUUAUUACCCUCCAGAGUACACCUGUACUCCCACAGCCGAGGCCCACAGGGGCCUCCACUUGGACUUUGCUCCCUCUCCAUUCAGCACUUUGUAUGAUGUUGCCAUCAACAGCCCCGGCCUGCUGUACCCCGCCGAGCUCCCCCCACCCUACGAGGCCGUGGUGGGCCCGACUGCCACCAGCCAGCUUACGAGUAUAGACCAGCCGGCGACUGAGCCCAGCCCCGGGGACCCAGAUGCCACUGCUGGCUUCAGCACACAAGAGCCCGCAGAUAGCUCGAGCCUCCUGGUAUCUGAGGGUGCCACCGCACCAGGCCUAAGCCCUGAGGGCCCUGUGGGUGCCUCGCAGCCCCUGCCACCUGACCUCGAGUCCUCUGAGGGCCCUGACCAGGGCACGCAGGCACUGCCAGGUCCCGGGCGUGUGGCCCGCUCCACCAGCGACCCCACUUCGUGUGCAUCCAGUGUGGCAGGCAACACCUCUUCGCAUCCGCCCUCCUGCAGCCAGGACCUUGAAGCAGGACUGGCCAGGGCUGCUCUGGGGACCGUUUCCCUAUCUCAUUCCUCCACGGCCUCCUGUGCUUGUCGGCACCGGCUCUCGCCACCUGGGCAGCUAGAUCCCCGGAAAAUGGACCACCGGUUAAAGCCAGAGGCCUUACAGACAGUCUUCAAAGAGCAGCCACACUCAUUAAUGGACGGCAAGGCCCAUGCAGACACCAGGGUUUUGGUGGCUAAAUUUUUGGAACACUCGAACUGUGCCCUCCCUCCUGAGGUACGGCAUGUGGUGGGCACCUUUCGCCCGGCUGUCACGUCCGAUGAGCACCACGUGGACGAGGCCAUCUUCAGUGCCAAUGUUCUGGACCAGGUGUGAACCAGUCACAGGUCUUGACAUGGACACAGGCCUGGGCCAGAGUGUCCUUGCUGGAGGCCACUGUGUGUGCAGGGAGGGGAUGAAGCCCAGGAGUAUCUCUGGGUGGCUCAGAUGGGGAACUGCUCUCCCUCUCUUGCGGAGGAUCCAGUCCAUUGUUUUCUUGGGGAUGACACUUCCUACCUAUUCCAGUGAUGCAGAAAAAUGACUCUCAUGGCCAUUGUGAACUCUUUGGGUUUUUAUCAGGCAUCUAGCACCUGGAACUGGAGACACUAAGCAUCUUCAAAAUCAUGGCCAUCAAAAAGCAAAAUUCUCCCUCACUUCUGAUUUAGUUGAGUGUUUAGUGGAUAGAGGAGGACAAGUAAUGAGACCAUUUUCUUCUAUGGUUUGUAUCACUCACUAGCCAACCCUUUAUCAUGUGCUGACUGGAAAGAAAAUGGGUAAUUCUAGCACGGAUGGCAGCCCAGGCCCAGCUCUCUGCCCGCAGGAAGCAGGGCUGUUGUGGGAACAAAUCAUUAUAGGGGGCCUCGGGCCACCUCCAGGCAGCAAGCCGGUACAACAGGAAGCUUUCCUGGACGCGUUCCCCCCCACCCCCCGCCACCUCUGCCCCAC
This is a messenger RNA of Prionailurus viverrinus (fishing cat), 2217 nucleotides long. It is a transcript of the gene ENTREP2, whose product is annotated as endosomal transmembrane epsin interactor 2. Gene Ontology annotation, cellular component: membrane. Bases 1 to 1608 code for a protein of 535 amino acids. The record is from RefSeq and is a predicted model, not a curated record. The transcript has 11 exons. Lineage: Eukaryota; Metazoa; Chordata; Mammalia; Carnivora; Felidae.